UAUUCGUAAUUGAUUUAGAUUUUUACAGAUCAGAAAGAAUGGAUACCCCGCCUCUUCAGCAGAAUACAGGCCACACCCUAGCUCCCGGGAAUCGACCACCUCCCACCCUAGCUCCGGGAUUCCAGGCUAUUGUAGGGGCGUGUCAAAGAUUGUAUCCGGAGCAAAAAAACCCACUUCAAAUCUCAACUGUUGUAAAAUAUUGGUUAGGCGGGCCUGACCCAUUGGAUUACAUCACAGUAUACAGUAAUCAAGGAAAUUGUACGCACUGGCACUAUGUUAGUUCUGGUCUCUCAGAUCUUCAUGGCGAUGGAAGGGUGCAUCCUCCUGCAGCCGGCCCUAAUUCUCCAAGUGGAUAUGGAUUCGAACUUACGUUUAGACUCAGACGACGAGAUGAAUUGGUACCACCGGACUGGCCUUUCAAAGUUCUUCAGAAAAUUGCCAAAUAUGUGUUUGAAACGGAAAAUAAGUUAGUGUCUGGUGAUCAUAUAACCUGGAGUGAACCUCUCGGUACAAGUCAAUCCAUACUAAAGCAUCUUAUAGUGGCAGAGGAUCCCCAGCUUGAAGUAAUAAAUACAGCGCUGGGUCAACUUAGAUUUCUUCAGAUUUUUUGUGUCACAGAAGAUGAACUCAAAGCUGUACAAAGAUGGAACGGACCCGGUGUUAUUAGCUUACUUAGAAAUUCUCCGGUAGGGGGUAGUCUUUUAGUCACAGAUAUCCAGAGAUCGUUAUCACUGUUUGCGUAUUCUCCUGAGACUAAAUCGAUGGUGGAUGCAGGCAUAGCAGCUGAAGGAUCCAACUUGUGUGGUAUGGCUGCGUGUAUUUCCUGGACUGAAACUGAUGUUACAGCCUCUAGAGAACGCGAGUUGACCGGAGAUUCUGCAUUGUCAGAUUGGGCUUCUCUAGCUCAACAGUGUGACCGAUUAAUAUACAGUGGUCUUAAUUCCAGACGUGUAUCUUAUCCAAGAGGAGUAGCCUUAGCUUGUAGUCUAGAAACUGCCCGGUAUCUUCCACUUUGCAUUCAGGGUCGCCUUAAACAUGGAUUUCACUUUACUCUUAAAUCCAUCUUAAAAGAGACUGCCGUUACAUUUGUGACGGGUCGGGUUGCAGGAACCCUGGUAGGUCCCGGCAAACAUUUUGCAGCUCAGGGGGAUUGGUUGCAGGUUCUUAUACCAGAACAAUUCCUGGAUCAGUUUCAGGAAAGAAUUACUGUCGUGGACUCGGAAUUACAGUUGCCUCACACAUUCCAGUUUCCGGAAAUAAAACUUUCUAUUUCCGUUUUAUCCGACACAGCCCAGGUCGGAGUUGUAUGAUAAGUCAGACAAGAAGAAAAUUAUUCGAUGCGUAUCUUCGGAUUUACGAAGUACGCACAUCCGCUAUACUACACUUCCAACCUACUAGCUCGUGGUUUUUCAGCUGUAAGUUGAACAUGUUGCCGCAGCGCUCGGCCCAGAGAUUGUCUUUAUCCUAACCUAACCUUUCAAAUAAUACAAAAUGUAACCGUUUUCCUAGUUCCGAUAUUGCAGUAGGUCAGAAGUUCAGCAGAGGGGAUGUUGCGCAAAGACAUUACCUAGCUAACAUUCACUGCAGAACUGAACAAGACGAAGGAAACAAUGAAACGACAAUUUUUUCUCUUUAUUACAUCCAAUGGUUCAACAUAAUUUUUAACCCUUGGAUUCGGAUCCAAGAGGCAGACUUUAAUAUCUCAAUAUAUAAAAAAUUUUACACAGUUUUGGAUUUUAAGAAUCUCUCAAAAUUAGUAAAUUGUUUUGAAAACGCAAUUUUGGUGAAAACGGAUGAUGAGAAUAUUUUUACAUUUAUAUAGUUUUAUACUUCACAAUUUUAUAUUUUAACAACCAUAUACAGAACUGUAACUACUCAUUCAACGAUUUGCAAUCUCUUGUUGGCGGAUUUGUUUCUCGACUAUAAAGACGAUAUUUGACUCUCAGCCAAUAUGUAAUAUAAUAAUUCAUUCCAAACUGUCGAAUCUCAAAGGUAAUUAAUUAUAAAUUUUACUAAACAGAGUAUCAUUCUAAGAGAAAAAUGGAUUUUUAGUGACUACUUAAUAAUUAUAUAAAAUCUAAAAAAUUUAAAAAAGUACUUAUUACUGAUGGUAGAUUCACUAGAUAAUACUAGUGUAAAAUCGUCAUUUAAUUUCAAUGUUCAUUUUUACUACAGCAUUAAAACAUUUUAAAGAUUGUCGUUUGUAGGAUUUCAAUAAGUCUUUUUUCUCGUUUUAAAUAAAUUUAGUGUUUCUCAAUGUUAAUGUAAUCCAAGAUUUAUAAUAUUUGUGACUAAAUGUAAUUAUGAUGUGUAAAAAAGUGCCUAAUUAAAGUAAACUUUAAAUAAAUUGCAGCAAUUAUUUAUGGUUGAUUCACGAGAUAAUACUAGUGUAAAAUCGUAAACAAUUUCAGUAUUCAUUUUUACUACAGCAAUGGAAUAUUUUAAAGAUGGUCGUUUGUAGGAUUUCAAUAAGUCUUUUUUUUCUUGUUAUAAAUAAAUCUAAAUGUUAAUGUAAUCCAAGAUUUAUAAUAUUUGUGACUAAAUGUAACUAUGAUGUGU
Eurytemora carolleeae is the source of this 2559-nucleotide messenger RNA. It is a transcript of the gene Su(fu), whose product is annotated as suppressor of fused homolog. The record is from RefSeq and is a predicted model, not a curated record. The coding region runs from base 39 to 1310 and encodes 423 amino acids. Gene Ontology annotation, molecular function: transcription factor binding. The transcript has 15 exons. NCBI's taxonomy places the organism in Eukaryota, Metazoa, Arthropoda, Copepoda, Calanoida, Temoridae. Gene Ontology annotation, cellular component: cytoplasm; nucleus.